AUGGCCGUUAAUUUAAAAAGUGUUCUCGUUAGCGAUGCUGUUGAUCCACUUUGUGUGGAUUUAUUAAAAAGUCACGGAGUCGAAGUCGUUUGCAAAUUUAAAUUACCCAAGGAUGAACUCAUAAGAGAAUUACAAGAACACGAUGGAUUGAUUGUUAGAUCGGAUACCAAAGUAACCAAGGAUGUCAUCAACAGCGUUUCUAAUUUAAAAGUCAUUGGAAGAGCCGGUACUGGUGUCGAUAAUAUCGAUUUAGAAGCUGCCACUAAAAAAGGAAUAACCGUUUUAAACACUCCAGGGGGGAAUUCUAUCAGUGCUUGCGAAAUGACUUGUGCAUUGAUAACGAAUCUGGCAAGAAACGUCGUUCAAGCGUGUCAAUCAUUAAAAGAAGGAAGGUGGGAUAGAAAAUUGUACACCGGAAAUGAAUUGUACGGUAAGACGUUGGCCGUGUUAGGGCUGGGAAGAAUAGGAAGAGAAGUUGCUCGACGUAUGGCUUCUUUCGGGAUGAGAACUGUUGGAUUCGAUCCGAUGGUGUCUAAAGAAGAUGCUAAAGCGUUCGGAGUUGAAAAAAUGGAAUUGGAUGAAAUAUGGCCGGUCGCGGAUUUCAUAACCGUACACACGCCAUUAAUACCUCAAACGAGAAACUUAGUAAACGAUAAAACAUUAGGAAAAUGUAAAAAAGGUGUUUGCAUAAUUAACGUGGCACGUGGAGGAAUCAUCGAUGAGGAAGCGUUGUUGAGAGCAUUGAAAGAUGGUAAAUGCGGAGGAGCAGCUUUGGACGUAUUCGAAGAAGAACCACCGAAAAACGACGUGACUUUACAACUUAUAAAACAUCCAUUGGUCGUCACGACGCCACAUUUGGGUGCGAGCACGUACGAGGCACAACAAAGAGUCGCCGUGGAAAUAGCCGAACAAUUUAUCGCUCUCUCCGGAAAGAACAAACCCAAUGAAAAUUUCGUCGUGAACGGAGCCGUUAACGCUCCCGUACUUUCAGCUGCCAUGAUCGAUACAAAUACUCCCUGGAUAAAUUUAGCAGAAAAACUCGGACGAUUGCUCGGGUCUUUUUCAAACAAGUCACUCAAGGGUCUGUCGUUCAAUUAA
Molecule: messenger RNA, 1098 nt
Organism: Pediculus humanus corporis (human body louse)
Lineage: Eukaryota; Metazoa; Arthropoda; Insecta; Psocodea; Pediculidae
Product: D-3-phosphoglycerate dehydrogenase, putative
Exons: 6
Coding region: 1-1098 (365 amino acids)
Molecular function (GO): phosphoglycerate dehydrogenase activity; NAD binding
Source: RefSeq, a predicted model, not a curated record